AGCUUUUUGGAUGUUUAACUUUAUUGUGUCAAGUCCCCAGUUCGGCAUAGUUAUCCGUUGUGCGCGCGAUUCGGUCGUGCGCGCCAUCUUUUAAACUAUACCGCCAUUCUUUUUCGCGGUCGUUUGUUUUUUUUUUUUUUAUUUUAUUUAUUGUCAUCUAGUGUGUUUUAAUAAUAUUAGUAUUUUAAUAGCGGUGAUUUUACUUGACCGGUGAAUAAUUUAAGGAGGUCCGAACGGCAAUUCGUCAUGAACAAAAAGUCUCACAAAAAAAAGCAGAAACGUCGGAAUCGCAACGAUGGAAGAAACAAAGAAAACAUUAUCGAAGCAGAUGUUGCGACGAAGCAAAACGGAGAUGCCAAAGAACCUCAAAUUGAACAAGACAAGCCUAAGCAGGACUUGUGUUAUGAGAUCAAGCAUUCAGAUGUUAUGGGAAGAUACCUGGUUGCUACUCGCGAUAUCAAGGCUGGCGAGGUGAUAAUAGAAGCGCCAGCGGUCGUCGUAGGGCCGUGUUCCGGCUGCGGGCUCAUUUGCCUCGGCUGCUACAGGGAAUUAGAUGAAACUAGCUUAACGAAAUGCGUCGGUUGCAAGUGGCCACUCUGCAGCAGCUCGUGUCAAGGACUUGGGAAGUACACCGGCCAUUCGACGUACGAAUGUGAAACUUUAAAAUCGGUCACUCCAGACUACAGCAACAUUGAAGACUUAAAGGAUUCGUAUCAAGCUCUUGCACCAUUAAGGUGUUUACUUUUAAAAAAGGAAGAUCCCGAUAAAUGGGCUGCUCUUUCAGCGAUGGAGGCUCACAACGACAUUCGUCGCGCAAGGGGCGACAUCUGGCCAAUGAACGACAGGAACGUUGUGCAGCGACUUAAGAAAUGGGAUUUGGAAUACGACGAAGAGGAGAUACAUACCGUUUGUGGUAUAUUAGAGGUAAACGCGUUCGAAGUGGGCGUCAGUGGCGCCAAUGCCCGCGCGCUGUACGACGAGGCCUACCUGCUCGCGCACGACUGCACGCCCUCCACCACGCACACCGACGCCGAGGGCCGGCCCGCCAGACCGCUCACCGUGCGAGCCUCCAUACCGCACAGGGCGGGGGAUAUCAUAUCACUGUGCUACGCCUAUACGCUGCAGGGCACGCUGAAGCGGCGCGAGCACCUGCGCCUGAGCAAGUUCUUCGAGUGCUCGUGCCUGCGCUGCGCGGACCCCACGGAGCUGGGCACGGCGGCGAGCGCGUUCCGCUGCCCGCGCUGCGGCGCGCGCGUGCUGCCCGCCGACCCGCUGCGCGCGCCCGCGCCCUGGCGCUGCGCCCGCUGCCCCUACGAGAUGGCGGCGGCCGCCGUGCUGCUGCUGCUGCAGCGAUUAACGGACGAGUAUGAGCAGAUCGAUGCCAAUGACGUAGCAGGCUUCGAGAGCUUCCUUACGAAGUAUCGCAACGUGCUACACGACAGUCACUAUCUCUUCCUCUCGGCGAAACACUCGCUGAGUCAGCUCUACGGAAAGGUGUCGGACUUCAUGAUACACGAGAUGUCCGAGGAACAACUGAACCGGAAGGUCGAAAUAUGCAGGGACUUGAUGAAGGUCUUCGACGUCAUUGAGCCGGGUUACUCGAGAUUACGAGGAAUUACUUUGUACGAACUGCACGCUCCACUCAUGGUCCUGACCACGAGAGAUUUUGAAAGAAAAGCCAUCACAAAAGAAAACUUACGAAAUCGAUUAAAAGAGAUCGUGAGCUAUCUAUCGGAGUCUGCUCUGAUCUUGGGCUUCGAGCCGCGCCACUCGCCUGAGGGGCUCAUGGCGGGCGCGGCCAGACAUGCGCUCAGCAAGAUCAAGACCUGGGAACACAUCAUCGGGAAGAUAUCAUGAAUACCACUCUAAUAAAUGAAUCUUAUUUAUUUAUUGUGAUUAUAAUAAAGAUAUUUUUAACACUA
This is a messenger RNA of Vanessa tameamea, 1922 nucleotides long. RefSeq names its product SET domain-containing protein SmydA-8 (gene SmydA-4). The transcript has 11 exons. The record is from RefSeq and is a predicted model, not a curated record. NCBI's taxonomy places the organism in Eukaryota, Metazoa, Arthropoda, Insecta, Lepidoptera, Nymphalidae. Bases 247 to 1857 code for a protein of 536 amino acids.